GUAUACAUUUUUCCAUUAAUUAACAGUCUUUACUUUUGUUUGAGAUUUUUUUGAAGUACUUCUGCAACAAAGUUAAAAAAAAAAACAAAAAUAAAAAGGAAUUUGGAGUGUCAGUUUUUUAUAAUGGAACAGCAGAUGGGGUCGCUCCCGCAGCUUUCUAUAUUAAAAGGGCCAACAAGGCCCUUACAGCCCACCUCGAUAAAUAAUUUGUUCGAAAAGGUCGCUUCUGGUAAUCUGAAGAGUAAUACUGCAUUGAUUUUCAAAGGUAUAGACAUGGAAAAUGCGUUUUUUUUAAAAUUAAUAUUUAUAAUAAUAUUUUUAGAUAAUGAGCAAACCAGAAAACAUACAUUUGAGCAAAUAAAUAAGUUAUCAAACAAAAUUGCCAGGACCAUUCAGCAAAGCAUCGUUGAAAAUAAAUUAGUUAAAAAUCAAGAUGGGGAUUAUAUUGUGGCUGUAAAUAUGCAUCCAAGUGACAAUUUGGUAAUAACUCUUCUUUCCAUAUGGAAAGCUGGAUGUGCCUAUUUGCCCUUGGAUCAUGCAUUUCCUGGACCCAGGAUCGAGCAUAUCAUUAGAGAAGCAAAGCCUGUGAUGGUCAUUUAUGAUGAAGAUUCAAAAUUCUACCUGAACACUUUCAAACAGUCAUUCGACGAAAUCAUCCAACGCAGCGCCAACCAACCGGACACUUCGUUAACAUCGCAGGAAAAACUGCGUCACACGAAAGAUGACUUGGCCAUUGUAAUGUACACCUCGGGCAGUACCGGCGUACCAAAAGGAGUGAGACUACCACACAAAGUGAUCCAAAACAGACUUCAGUGGCAAUUCAAAAAGUUUCCCUACAGUCCUACGGAAAAAGUUUGCGUGUUUAAAACCGCCCUGACGUUUGUCGAUAGUGUAUCGGAGAUUUGGGGACCUCUCGUUAACGGUAUUGCCGUUUUGGUGGUACCGAAAAAUUUAACCAAAGAUCCUGAAAAGUUGGUCAAUUUGAUCGAUGAAUAUCAGAUUGAACGACUUAUAGUAGUACCAUCACUCUUAAGAAGCAUAUUACUAUACCUGGGUUUACAGGGUAACAAAACCGCUCUUUCAUCACUAAAAACGUGGAUAUGCUCCGGAGAAACUUUAGUAUCAUCCCUUGUCGAUGAAUUUUUCAACUACUUCAGCUCAAAUACACAUAAAUUGUGUAAUUUUUAUGGUAGUACUGAAAUCAUGGGGGAUGUCACCUAUCAUGUUAUAGAAAACGCCGAUCAGGCCAAAAGUUAUCGGAAAAUACCAAUAGGUCUUCCUUUGGAUAACACAAUGAUCUACUUGCUGGACAAAGAGUUUCGACCGGUUAAAGCAGGAGACGUGGGUGAACUUUUUGUAGCAGGUCUAAAUCUUGCCGCCGGAUACGUAAAUGGACGGGAUCCGGAAAAGUUCGUGGAAAAUCCCCUGGCAAUUGACCCGACGUACUCGAAACUUUAUCGCACCGGAGACUAUGCCAAGAUUGAAAAGGGAACUUUGCUUUAUGAGGGCAGAACUGAUUCCCAAAUUAAGAUUAGGGGACAUAGGGUGGAUAUGUCCGAGGUGGAGAAGGCACUUAAUUCAUUGGAAGCGAUCGAGAAGGCAGUGGUCUUAUGCUACAAACCAGGUGAAAUCAAUCAAGCCCUACUAGCAUUCGUCACAACCAAAGAACUAAUGAGCGAACAUCAAAUUGAAACUCUGCUUGGAGACAAAUUGACCAACUACAUGAUUCCACAAGUGGUUUUAGUAGAAAACAUUCCACUGUUGGUAAAUGGAAAAGUUGAUAGACAAGAGCUGUUAAAAAUGUAUGAAAACACCAAUAAUAAUGAUGAUUCAGAAUUGGAAACUGAAAUAAGUUAUGAGGGUGUACCUGCUCAUCAACAAAAAGCUGCCCAUGACCUUUUUGAAACUGUCGCAGCUGUACUGGGUCGUUCAGCAAGAAAUGUGAUAUCAGUGAAUACCAAUUUUUAUGAAAUCGGUGGCAAUUCCCUUAAUUCUAUUUUUACCAUCUCAAGGUUAACUGAGAAGGGUUAUCACAUAAAUAUUGGAGACUUCAUAUCAGCUAUUGACUUUGGAGAAAUACUACAGAGGAUGACUGAGGAUACCAUUAUAACGAAACAACCCCCUAGUUUUACCGCUGAACUAUUAAGAUCUGAACAUAAAAAAGUCGUUUCAGAUAUGAUUACUACAAGUUUUUACGAAAAAGCUGACCUAGAACGCUGGAUAAUCUCUGAAAUAUCAAUAAAAGACUACGAGGAUAUCAUCAAUGCUAUUUGGGAACCUCUAGUAGAAAAAGGCUUUAGUUUCAUAGCUCGUAAUGAAACUGGAAAAAUCUGCGGAGUUUCAUUAAAUUUUGAUGCGCAUGACGAGCCAGAAGUGGAAAUUACCAGUAAAUUGACUGUAGUAUUUGAUUUUCUGGAAAGUAUUGAAGGGCCUAUAAGAGAUAAUCAAUUGCCAACGGGUAAAGGGAAAAUAGUUCAUUCGUUCAUGAUGGCUACACAUUCGUCUUUGACUCCCAAGGAGAAUGUGGCGGUGAUGCAGUUUAUGGAGAGUGAAAUUUUAAAAUUGGCGAGACAGAGAGGAUUUAUUGGUGUUAUGACCACUAAUACCAGUCCUUUAACUCAACAAUUGGGCUCCGACGUCUACAAAUACAAAUGCCUUCUAGAUUACCAAGUGAACCAAUAUAUAGCACGUGAUGGUACCAAACCCUUUGGUCUUGCCCCCGAUGACCAAAGAGCCAUUGUACACUACAAACCAUUAAAUUAAUUUAAUAUUAAUAAUUUAUUUAAAAAAAAGUGCAAUAAUUAGAUUUAAGUACCCUUGUAAAUGUGAUAAAGAGUCUUUGAGAAUUCCUAAAUUAAAUUAUCACAAAAUAACAGCACAAAGGUGUGGUGGUUACAAAUAGUAUUUAUGUGUAUAUUUAUUUAUUUAAAUAUGUUUUGUAAUAUAGUAAGUAAUGUUCUGAUGCACAGAAAAGACAAAAAUCAGUAUUUAUAUAUAGAAUUUGUAUCGAUUUUGAUGAAAAUACAUUUAUCAGUAUUCUAUGA
This is a messenger RNA of Anthonomus grandis grandis, 3044 nucleotides long. It is a transcript of the gene e, whose product is annotated as zwittermicin A synthase ZmaJ. The record is from RefSeq and is a predicted model, not a curated record. The coding region runs from base 124 to 2763 and encodes 879 amino acids. The transcript has 14 exons. NCBI's taxonomy places the organism in Eukaryota, Metazoa, Arthropoda, Insecta, Coleoptera, Curculionidae.